GGGCUCUGGCCUGGAAAUUGCUGAGGAACACGUGGGCGACAUUUCCACACAUUUUGCCCUCGCUUUCGCGCUAGGAAUGUCCGCUUGCUUUCCAGUCAGCACCUAGAGCCUACACAUACUAUACAUAGCUGACGGUAUCGGUCCUGGGUCAAGAAUAGAAUGGCCUUGCGACAGACAUGCGGCAGUGCCGAGCAAGCGAUUUUUGGGCCCAACGACCUAAAACUCUGUCUUAAGCUAUGAAGUAUCAUGUCGUCUAUCGAUUGGCUACUUGGCUUCACGUGCGUACUGGUGUUGGUGUGGAGCGUGUCAGGAGCGUGCCCUCGUACCCCAUUCGGGACACGCAUGCCCGUCGACAACGCCCCCGAGCGGUUCCAGACGUACAAGCAAGUCCCAACAAUGACUACUUCGUUCAGUACCAAUCAUGUACAAUGACUUAUUGUUUGGGGCAGCCUUCGUGGGGGCGCUGGUGGUCGCGUGGGCGGCAAGGAUGCCAUUACCAGUCUGUCCGGAUGUAUCGUCAACAAUUGUCGACCCGCUUUUCACGACUAACGAGAAGCCACAGCUGUUUUACAACUGGCCAGAUGUAUACGCGCGAACUCUGGAGCUGCCCUUCUUCACACCCGUGGCACUCCGCAUCAACCUUUCCCCGAGUCAUAAGCUAGCGCAGGGCGCAGCGACGAUGAAUUUUAUGCUGCGAAGCAACACAAGUGACUUUGCUGUUCUGGAGCAGCACAUCUGCAGGUGUGACUUCUGCGGCCUGGGCCGACAGCUGCCCCUGGAGCGGCACUCGGUGCUCAGCGUGUUGGACCUGGGCGGCAACUGCGGACUGGCCGCCAAUGUGCUGGCGGCUGUGUACCCCAACGCGCGUGUGGUGACAGUGGAGCCAGGCACCUCCACCUUCCAGCUCCUAGCCGUCAACACCGCCCACAACCGGCGCAUCCAGGCUGUGUACGGCGCGGCCUGGGGCAGCAGCACGCUCAUCACCCUCAACGGCCCCAUAUACGACCACGAGGUCAAGCAGGAGGCCGCUGACUGGGCCACGUCUGUGGGCCCCCUGCAGACCGCCGCCGCCUCUGUGUCGGACCUGGUUCCGGCCUGGGCGCUGGACGACCUGCUGGCCAAGUACCACCUGGGGGCUGUGGACGUGCUCAAGGUGGACGUGGAGGGCUCGGAGGCGGUCAUGUUCAGCGACAGCAAGAACGUGCAGUGGCUGAGGCGCGUCAAAUGCCUGGUGAUCGAGUGGCACCACCGCCACCUCAGCGGCAGGCAGUACGACAAAUUCCAGGCCAUUAUGGACAGGUACGGGCUGAAGCCGCUGGGGCGCUUCGGGGAGCAUGAGGGAUUCUGCAGGCCCCAGCCGGGGCCCAGCUUUGGUGGCAUCGGCAGCAGUAGCAGUAUUGGCAGCGGUAUUGGCGAUGCCUUGACUGACCUUUUAAGUGGCGUGUGAGGCGGCCAUGUUGCAGCAUGUGGCGGGCCGCCUCAGGCAGGCUGUCUCUGGCGGGGGCGUCCCGAACCCGAGGAAGAGACAUGCACAUCUGCCCCGCACCUGAUGACAACUGCAUCCGGUCAAGGGGCAACUGAAGUGGCCUGUGAUGGGAGAGCUCUGCGUUGCGUGAUUAGGGUAGCCGGGCGGUGUGUGCGAUGGGACAGUGUCAAGGCAGGGCAGCCGGGCGGUGUGCAUGUAGGUUUGAGGGUACAGGGCAAGGGGCAAAUGCGCGCGUAGGUGCCGGUGACACGGUGACUGUUAACGCUUGCGUAGGUGGGGCUGGCCGCAUGCCGGCCCUUGCCGGCAUUCAUGACGUGUGCGUAUUCAUCACAUUCUGAGGGGCACGAGCGAUCCCUUCCAGGUGUGUGGAGCAGCAGUGUCGCUGGGUUGCUCCACUGCGCAUUUGACGGCGGAGGUCCUGGCCGCAUCUGAGAAGGCCCCCCGGCCCAGUCUUAGUUGUUGGCAGAGGCCGCCGCCCCAAACUUGAAACCCGCAUCAGCCACAACUAAGUUAUUGACGUGUGUUGCGGAACUAAUGCGUACGUAGACCAGCGCGGAAGGCGGAGUGGGCUUGCAGGCGGCACGAGAGUAGGCAGUCAGUAGCGCAAGUUGCGAAUUCACAUGUUACCUCGUAACCGACGGUAAACACUGUGGACGGUCGCGCCCAUAGCUGGCUGACGGAAGGUGGCUGCUGUAUUGGUAUGGCUGGGCUGGACGACGGCGCCCGGGCUGGCGUCAAGUUGCUGUCACACCCCGGUUUCCACAACUGUAUGACCAUACACAAUCCAGAACUUUCCGGAUUUCCCACCCUCCGGGGACGACGGGGAUGUGCCCGCGCCGCAAGCUCGCAACAUGGCAUUCGCAUGAAAGUAUUUCAGUGAUGGGGCUGGCAGGCAGGGGCGAGGGACACGCCAAGCCAUUUGCCAGAGGCCUGAGGCCAGGCAUGAAGGAUAACGAUUGCAUGGUGGAGGGAAGAUUGUUUGUCUGUGUUCGUAUCUUGAGAUGUCAAAGGAAGGAUUGCCGUGGCUGCGUACAGAGGUGAACCCUAACGGCGUUAUCGGAGACGUGUGACGGCAGGUGACGGCCAACACGUCCAGCCAGGUCAAGCGCGUCUAGCCUUGCUUUAGCCCUUGGCCUAGCGCCCCAGCCUAGCGCGGCUGCGUGCUGGCGUUGAGUGCCGUACUGCCACGCUCAAUUGGUGAUUUUAUAAUUGGUGACAGUAAGAAAUCGCGUUGGAAUUAAACAGGCUGACACAGACUUUGGUGAUGGGCUCUGGCAGAAGCCAGGCCGAAUUGCACCCGUGUCACAGAAUUGGUGAUGGGA
This is a messenger RNA of Chlamydomonas reinhardtii, 2808 nucleotides long. RefSeq lists its product as uncharacterized. The transcript is spliced from 9 exons. NCBI's taxonomy places the organism in Eukaryota, Viridiplantae, Chlorophyta, Chlorophyceae, Chlamydomonadales, Chlamydomonadaceae. The coding region runs from base 422 to 1447 and encodes 341 amino acids. The record is from RefSeq and is a predicted model, not a curated record.